Messenger RNA from Symbiodinium natans, 1173 nucleotides. The record is from the annotation of a GenBank genome assembly. Lineage: Eukaryota; Dinophyceae; Suessiales; Symbiodiniaceae.
AUGGCGGAAAGCGACUUCUACAAGGCCCUGGAGGUCCCGCGCCAGGCCAGCGCGGAGGAGCUCCGCUCGGCUUUCAAGCGGCGCGCGCUCCAGGUUCAUCCCGACAAGGGGGGCAGCAAGGAGGCCUUCCACCUGGUCUACCGGGCCUUCGAGGUGCUCGGGGACGGCCAGAAGCGCGCGCAGUACGACGCCUGGCUUUCCAACCCCUUCGCCGCGCGCUUCGCGGCCGCGGCCGCGACCAAGAAGCCUUUCAAGAGGCUGCUGGCGCGCCUGCCCCGGGACCGACGCCGCGGGGUGAUCUGCAAGGACUUCUCCCAGAAGCAGCGCCUGCUGCUGGAGAAGUGGAUGCAGGAGAAGGACGAGCGCAGCGUCCACCCAGAAGGUAACGAGAUGCCACAGCCGCAAGAGGAAGCAGGGGAGGAAGCUGCCGUUGUUCCCCUUUGCUUGCCGGCAUCGUUUGAGGAAGAUGGCGACAUCAUCCAGCUGGAGAGUGACUCAGAAGAGUCCUCAACGAUAGUGGACCGUGCAUGUCUACUCGAUGAAUGCAGCGAGCAUCCUACCGCCUCCAGUCGUCGCCGCGCCGGGAACCUCCGUGGCAUUUGCGGCGAGCCUGGUGGCAAGUACUCCGCAACGCUCAACCUCCUCUACAAGGUGACGGCUAGAACUGUGCCAAAGGACCUACCUACAACUCUGGAGCAUCUGGUUUGGCUAUCGCGGGCCAAGGAGUUGGCCUACCUCUAUGCAGACCUUCCCUUCAAGGAGCGCUUGCAGCAGGCCUUGGCCGUCGCAACAGAGGAAGUGGGCCGAGGCUCAGCACACCCUGACUUGCAGCUCAAAAUCUAUUACGGCAACAACUACUGGUUCGGGAUGAGAAACGUCGUCUCCCCACCCUCAGUGUACACCUUGUGCCAACUCGAUGCCAUCCACGCGAAGCUGAAGCCCUUCAUGCACAGCUGGGCAUGGUGGCGGUGGCACCCAAACCCUGAAGAGGAGUGGCAGAGUUUCCAGGCUGCUUUUGCGGAGGCCUGCGACAUUGCCGACAACGGGUCGCGCCGAAGCAUCCGGAUCCUGGCAAGAUGCCGGAAGCUUUACGACGGCAACGCCCAUGCCAGGAGCGAGCUCCGCCGCAAGCGCCUUGGGCGCACCGGAUGGAUCCCGAGUGUGGGAUCAUAG